Messenger RNA from Zymoseptoria tritici IPO323, 1065 nucleotides. RefSeq lists its product as uncharacterized. Bases 1 to 1065 code for a protein of 354 amino acids. The record is from RefSeq and is a predicted model, not a curated record. Lineage: Eukaryota; Fungi; Ascomycota; Dothideomycetes; Mycosphaerellales; Mycosphaerellaceae. The transcript has 3 exons.
AUGCCACGCAAGCGAGCUGCCUCCGAACUGGCGGACGACGAGAAAGAGAAGAAGUUUGACUGGCCAAAGGAGAUAAUUAAGGAGCUGUUUGAUGCCGCUGUCGUUCUUAAAGACGACGGCAAGAUAACCGAGGCGUAUGGCUUCAAGAAGACGGAUGUUGAGGACAUCAGAGCGGCACUGAAUAAGGAGCAUCGCGUGUGGAGGGCGUAUACGGCUCAUUUGAGCCAUAUCAGUGGUUGGAGCGGUCCGGUUGAUGGCGUGCCACGGUCGUCGAAGGAGGUGGAAGAUAAGCAUUACAAUGCGAACCCUCGCUGUCGUCGCUUCCGGAAGAAUCUUCCGCUCUGCGCGAGGCAAUGCGAGUACCUGUAUAGCGACAAUCUGGCGACUGGCAACGAGGCUUUUGAGCCGGACGAGCUCGGAGGUGAUACACCGGUGCCUAAAGAAGACUGGCCACUAAGUAACGAUAGUGGUGGAGAUGCAGAAGGGGACAACGAUGUCGAAGAGGUAGCCUCUCGCUCGGUAAAGCGACUAAAGGGCGGUGGUGGUAGUGCCUCGUCGCCGGCUCCUACAACGCUAUUAGCUUCGAAACGCAUCCACCGGAAGAAGGAGCCGCCGUCUGAUAAUGUCGACAGCGAGAGCCAGGCAUCAGUAACCUCCGCAGCGGCCAUGGCGUUGAAGAGGGUGGUAGACUCAUAUGGUAUUACUCGAACGCGCGCACCGCAGGCUCCUCAGUCGGUGUUGACGCAGUCGAUUCUGAAGUGCCAUAAAUCGGCUGCGUUCAAGAAGCUGAAGGAUGAGGAUCGCUUCUUGUUUAUUAAGAAGAUCCUUCCGCUGGACAAGAACGCCGAGACUGUUAAGGUAAAGCAAGAGAAGGAAGCCAUGUUGCCUCCACCACCGGUUGUUCAGCGCACGCCGGCACCUCUUAAUCCACCUCUUCCUCAUGAUUAUCAGCCGCCGCACUACUACCAACUGCCAUCGAUAUCGGAGGGUUAUGGCCAGCAGCAGCCGUAUUCGUCGCAGGUGGAUUACUGGCACCAGCAGUCGCAGUCGCAGUCGCAGUAUUAA